Messenger RNA from Nerophis ophidion (straightnose pipefish), 1458 nucleotides. RefSeq names its product coiled-coil domain containing 172 (gene ccdc172). The record is from RefSeq and is a predicted model, not a curated record. The transcript has 9 exons. Gene Ontology annotation, cellular component: cytoplasm. The coding region runs from base 438 to 1259 and encodes 273 amino acids. NCBI's taxonomy places the organism in Eukaryota, Metazoa, Chordata, Actinopteri, Syngnathiformes, Syngnathidae.
UUGAGCGCGUCCACUGCGCUCCGGCACUCGUCCUGUGCGUCCAUGCGGCCGACGUGGCUGAAGUUGCCGUGCUUGCCGGACACGCACUGCCUGAUGGUGCGGUACGUGGAGCUGCAGGCGGCAUCCUGCAGGCACUGCUCGCUGGCCCGCACGCAGUCCGGCCGCGAGCCGCCCGCACGCCGCACGCCAUCCUCGGCCGCGCAUGACACAUCUGCGAGCAGAGCGGGGAACACAUCCAGGCAACUUUUAAAAGUUCUUUCCUGCUCUUGAAUGGGACUCGGGCGGAGAUUACAAACCUAGAAGAAGAAGUCCGGCCAGCAGCAUCAUCAUCACCGCCGUCCUCAUCAUCAUCAUCGUCACCGCCGUCGUCGACGAGCCUGCCGCGGGAAAAGACGUCCAGCGCUCAGGAGAAGUUCCGAGCCAGUGCGGGGAGUUCCAUGGAGGGGAGAGAAAGACGGGCGAGUCCAACAUCCUCCACAAUGAGCUUGGACAAGCUUUUCCACCAAAUCCUUCUGACCGAACAACAAUUAACUGAGCAAAAUCAGAAGUUAAAAGAAGUGAAGGCGGCCAUUGUCCGAUGCAACGGUGAGUUGAAAGCUGCCACUGAAAAGUACGACAAGACUUCUGAAGAACUGGACAUGAAGGAGCAGCAGUUGUCCUCCAUGAGGCUGCAGAGGGACUUGAUGAAUAAAUGUGAAGAAGAGAUGUCCAAACACACUGAAGAGCUUCUCGGUCAAAAAAGUCACCUCAAGGAACGUCUGCAGGACAAGAUCAGAGCAGAGUUCCAAGACGAAGAGAGUGUCUUCCUGCAGGAGGUGUUCACCUUCAACGGUGACUUCAGUCUGGGCGGCAGCAGAGAGACCGUGUUGACCAGUCAAACACACACUGAGGUCCUGAACCUGGACCGACAGGUGGACUUGUUCCACAAAGAAAUGGAGGAGAUGAGUCAGAGGAACAGCCACAUGAGCAUCCUCAAUGGACAGAGGAGGACUCUCCAGCUUGAACUGCAAGCCCUCAAAAACAUGCACACAGACAUACAGCAGCAGCUCAGCCGGGCUGAAGAGAAGACACAAGCGCUUUUGGCCGAGAGACACCUUGUCAGUCAGAAACAUUUGACUGACAGCACCUGUGUCAGGAUGAGGAAGGAGAUAGAAGAGCACAAAAGAGGAGAAGUAGAGCUCCAGCGAGAAGCCCUCAGCUCAGAAUUGCACCUCCUCCAAAGUAAGAUGGACAGCCAGCAAGGUGAUGAACAGCAGUGAGAACAUCUCUGCUGACGUCACAGAAAGUAGGCGGGACCUUCAAUAUAUUGAAUUACUCCUUCAACCAAAUAUUUGUUCAACUUUUGUGCUAUAAAUAUUUGACUUAUUAAUAGUUAGUGAUUUAAAGGAGUUAUUCAUGUUUAGUGUUUGUGUGAUGGCUGAUUAAUGUUCAAUAUUUAUUCACUCAAAAUAAAAGGUU